CGCAGGAAUUCAAAAUGGACUCCACCGGGCAUAGUAACGGAUUAAAAAGGGUCCCGGAGUGGGAAGAUGAUCCCGCCAACGCGCAGAACUGGAGUGUGCGGAAGAAGAUCUACAACACGGCGGUGCCGUCCAUCCUGUGUCUUCUCAUAUCAUUCGCACUUGCUAUCUACUCCCCCUCUCACAGCCAUGUUCAAACCGCCUUCCACACCUCCACCACCAAGUCUCUUCUCCCGUUCACAAUGUACGUCUACGGACUGGCGUUCGGGCCCAUGAUCGCCGCUCCCAUCAGCGAGACCUAUGGUAGGCGCCUUAUCUACCUCGUGAUGACCCCCCUGGCCAUGUUGUUCAUUCUCGGAGCCGGGUUCAGCCAAAACCUGGCCAGUCUCGCAGUAUGCCGCCUGCUGGCGGGCAUGUUCAUCUCCGCUCCCCUGGCCGUCGGGGCAGGCACAAUCAUGGACAUGUGGAGUGGACCAGCAACCGGUGGCGGCGUGACCAUCCUCAUGACCAUUGCCUUUAUGGGGCCAGCUUUCGGAUCGUUGGUCGGUGGCUGGGUGGCCGAGUACAAGGGCUGGCGCUGGUCGCAGUGGACGACGCUGUUCCUGGGAGCCGCCUGUUGGGUCUUCAGCCUGGGUGCACAGGAGACAUAUUCUCGCCCGAUCCUCCGCCGUCGUGCUGCUAAAUUAGGGCUGCCUGUCCCUCCCAGUCCAAUCCCGCGUGGCCUGGCCGGCAUCCGGAUGAUGCUCACAGUCACUUUAGCACGGCCGGUCUAUAUGCUUCUGACCGAGCCCAUUGUGGCUUUGUGCUCACUUUACUCAUCGCUCAACUUUUCCGUUCUCUUCUGUUUCCUCGCUUGUGUACCCCUCGUCUAUACAGACAUCUACGACUUCACCCCGGGUCAAUGUGGCCUGGUCUUUAUCUCGCUGGCCCUUGGGUGCGUCCUCGGCUGCCUCGGACUCCUCAUGACAGACCAGUAUACCAUGUCUUUGCACCGACGACGCCACCCUGAAGGGAACACCCCUCCGCCACCCGAGCAAGUCUUGUGGGCAGCCAUGCUGGCCAGCCCGGUCAUGCCAGCCGCAUUAUUCUGGUUUGCGUGGACAUCGACUUGCCAUGUCCACUGGAUGAGCAGCAUAGUCGCCAUCGGGUUUUUUGGCUGUUCUAAUAUAAUGAUUUUUGUGUCGACCGUACUUUACUUGACGCGAGUUUACGGAGCCACAUCUGGCGCUUCUGCAUUGGCCGCCAAUGGUCUGCUGCGAUAUAGUAUCGGUGGCUCGUUCCCUCUUUUUACUUUGGCUAUGUACCACAAUCUGGGUUAUAGCUGGGCUUCCAGCUUACUGGGGUUCUUGGCCGUGGCCUUUGCGCCCCUGCCAUGGCUCUUCUUUCGUUGGGGAAGUCGUGUUCGAGAGAAUAGUGCGUAUACCUCGUGAGUGAUGCUCAGUACUAAAUUCAUAUCUUUGGGGGGAAAGAAUGGGCUUGUGCAGUAUAUAGUACCAUGUUCGUAUGUGAUGUGAUGUGAAAUAUAAAUAUCGUUCUCUG
Aspergillus sclerotioniger CBS 115572 is the source of this 1536-nucleotide messenger RNA. Its product is annotated as MFS transporter. Lineage: Eukaryota; Fungi; Ascomycota; Eurotiomycetes; Eurotiales; Aspergillaceae. The record is from RefSeq and is a predicted model, not a curated record. Gene Ontology annotation, molecular function: spermidine transmembrane transporter activity; spermine transmembrane transporter activity. The coding region runs from base 15 to 1427 and encodes 470 amino acids. Gene Ontology annotation, biological process: spermine transport; transmembrane transport; spermidine transport. The transcript has 4 exons.